UCUCCUUCCUUCCAGGGGCUGUGUCAGUUUAGCCGUCUUGCUAGCUAACGUCAAGUUGUGGAAGAAAGUGUAGAAGAAGAAGAAGACGGCCGGCUGAACGGGACGCGUACCCGGCUACACAGACCUAUGCGACGGACAGCAGGUGAGUGAUGGAGACGAGAGAGUUGACCGUGGUGGCUGGCAGCUUCGUGGGGUUCCAGCUUCUCUUCUCGGUGGUCAGCCCGCGUCUCUCCACCUACAUCACACCGGGCUACGGACUGCUGCCCUCCACCAAGCUCACGGAGUGGAACUCCAGGUUGGUGUCGACCGUGCACGCUCUGAUUGUGGGGUUGUUCUGUCUCUACAUCCUGUGGUUCGAUGACGCCGUCAACGCCAAUCCCGUCUGGGGUGACCCCUCUCUCGUCAAACUAAACGUGGCCAUAACCUGUGGUUACCUCCUCUACGACCUGGUGCUGCUGGCGUGUAACUGGAGCACUAUGGGGGACAGCUUUUUUCUCUGUCACCACUUGGCGGCGCUCUAUGCAUAUGGAUACGUGCUGACACGAGGCGUACUUCCCUACUUUGCCAAUUUCCGCCUCAUUUCAGAGUUGUCCACGCCAUUUGUGAACCAAAGGUGGUUCUUCGAGUCAUUAAAGUACCCGCGAUCGCACCGCAUGGUGGUGAUAAACGGCGUUGCGAUGGCGGUGGUGUUCUUCCUGGUGCGCACCGCCGUCAUGCCGUCGUACUGGUCCAGCGUCUUCGCCACCUUCGGCACCGAGGACUUCGAUCGGCUGGGCUUGGGCGCCCAGGUGGCCUGGAUCACCUCCUGCAUCGCCCUGGACAUCCUGAACACCAUCUGGAUGUACAAGAUCGCCCGCGGCUGCCACAAGGUGCUGACCGGGAGAGGCGGGCGAAAGGCCAAGGAGGGAGCCGAGAAGGAGGCCUCCGCAGACGAGAAGCAUGCCAACAACCACACGGACUAAAGAGAUGUGGAGGCGAUGGAUGUGUAGACACAGACGUGAGCGGGGAGGUAAGGCUGGACAUCCAGGAACCCUCGCACCCUCUCUCUUUUGCUCUAGACUCGGUGUCCCUUCCUCCCUCCCACCCUCACCCACCAAUCCACCAAUCUCAGCCCUGGAUCUCCUUGUAGUUGGCUAGUGGACUGGACUAACAGGUCCUGACCCGGACACGAGACAAAGAGACCGCUCUCUGACUCCCUGAAGCGUUGGCCUUUGUGGCCUCCAUCAUUCUGCCGGGUGACAUCUCCCCGGUCGCAGACGACGAGGUAGAGCUCGCAAGCACACUUUUAAAACCCCGUCUCGCCACUCGCCACCACCCUUCCUCCCUCGUCUCCUCUCAUGCUUCGACUUCAGCCAAAGCCCAAUCCUCUGAAGUGCCUGCGAAAGACAGGAAAGCAAUAAAACGCGGAGGAAACGAGCUCGCAAAAAAAAAGUCCAACAGAGCUCUUGGCCCCCAUUUCAGAAGACGACCACCUCCCGGCGCUCCGCCCACUGCUCCCGAAACGACCUGAGGCUCUUCCCGUCGCUCGCGCUCCGUCCACAUGCGAGGAGACGCCGCCCGCAGGACGACUCCCUCGCAUCAGAUCCAUACGGCGUUUUGUGAAUCUACAGGGCUCUUGUCUUAAACCUCAUCAGACCUCACAAAAAAAACAGAAAAAGAGACAGGAAAAACACCAUAAUGCCUCUUCUACAGUAUCACCUGCUGUGGCCUCCGUGUAACAAGUGGCACCUGCCUAUAUCACCAGCCAUGCCCCUCAAAAACUCCUCACAAUUUGGAUUAUAUAUAUAUAUAUAUAUAUAUAUAUAUAUAUAUAUAAAACCAAAAAUAAGUGCAUGCGGUAGAGAGAAAGACGCACUCCCCAACAUCUUCAGCUCCUCAAAGGACGAUUUUGCCUUUUCAGUAUUCAUCGUGUCGGCAUCUCUAUGUGGUUAAUUUGUAUUGCAUCCAUGGCAACCCUCUGCCUCACUGGACAGGGCUCCACCGUCCAGCUUGAAAACUUUUGGUUUUUGUUCUACCUCUCCCCCCCGCCUUACAGAGACUCCGUCGCCAUGAGUCAGUCAACUUUUUUUUUUGUGUGUUUCUUUCUACUGUAAAGAGUGGUUUUAGCCUUUUAUAAUGUUAUCUGUUGUGAUAUCACUGAUUCAGAGGGGACGACGUCCUCCCCCUCAGUCCUUCCUAACCGUCCCCAGAGCAUUUCCCCCCCCGGCCGAUGCUCUAAAAACAAAGCGCCAUUUUUCUAGAGAAACGCCUCCGGAGGCAUUUACACUUCCUCUCAUCCCCCUUUGUUCUCAGCAACUCUGAGACUCUAAUUUGGGAAAUGAGUGGAAAAAAGUUUGCACAAGCAUAGAGUUCAAACUAUCCACUGUAUCUGACACCCUUCGUAAACACUGACAUGGUGCUCUUCUUUUUUCCUUUUUUUUUCCUUUUUCCUUUUUCCUUUCAGAAUGUCAGCAGUAGGAAUGCUUGCAAUAGAACAUUUUACAAAAAUCAAAUUUAUUAAUUAGGACGUACCAAUCCGUGACAGUCAGUCAAAAGCAACGUGGCAAUCUGCAUGUUUUUUGUUUUGUUUUGUUUUUCUGUAUAAACUGUAAAUCAUCACUUCACAGCAUGGUAAGAUUGACAUAUUUCUGCAAUGCCUUAGCGAAUAGUCAACAUAGAUGAGUAACAUCUAAAUAUGAAUUAAUCUAAUGCUUAAUAGGGGGGUUUGUCUUCCAAAACAGUUGGUGUUUUUUGCCUCUCUGAGCGUUCUGAAUGCCUGCGUGUUUUUUGAUUCCUUUCUCCUCUCCCUGCAUGUCUGUACAGUAUAUACACAUACAGUCGCUACUCGGGGCACCUUCUGCACACUGUAUGGCUAGACUCACUAAUCAUUACCACAUUCUCUGUACGCCACUUGGCACUUCUUGGUUUUUAUGAAUCCAUGAGCUCUUCGCGGUCGGCAGACGCUCAUGACUACAUAGCUGAUAUCAUGACGGACAGAGAUACAAGAGGAUGUUUCAGAUUCAAGAGAAAUGUGCAAAGGACGGGCUGCCAAGUGUGUACUCCCGUUUCCUUUUUACUUAAAGGAGUACUCCACCGAUUUAGCAUUUUACUCCUUUGACAUUGGGGACUCAUGGUCAGCAUCUUUUCUUUUUUAAUAUGCAAAUCAAUACAGCAGAACCAGAUUGUAGCAAAGUUUCAAUCCAAAUGUAGCGCAACAUUUUUCACCAAAUUUACCCCAAAAGUCUGCAAGAAAAUGAGAAUAAAUGCGUGUGAGUAUUAGUUGUUGCAUCGAGAAACAGCUUGAGCCUCUUUAUGUUUCAUUAGUGCAGACAAAGAGGGUGCAACCAGAUGCCGUGAUUAAAAUAGUACUGGUCAAAUCUCAAAACCAAUGGGAACGUGACACCUCUGUUUGUUUCAUAUAGUAAUCUGAGGAAGUUUACAUUCUCCUCAUCGCUCCACACUUGUCCGACACUAUUCUUCAUCUCUUCAGUGACCAGGAGCGUCAGUUUGCUUUUCCUGUACGUCACUUUGUCAUACAUGCAGAAACCUUUCCACCAAAGAC
This is a messenger RNA of Anoplopoma fimbria (sablefish), 3541 nucleotides long. It is a transcript of the gene tlcd4b, whose product is annotated as TLC domain containing 4b. Gene Ontology annotation, biological process: lipid homeostasis. NCBI's taxonomy places the organism in Eukaryota, Metazoa, Chordata, Actinopteri, Perciformes, Anoplopomatidae. The transcript has 7 exons. Gene Ontology annotation, cellular component: endoplasmic reticulum; membrane. The record is from RefSeq and is a predicted model, not a curated record. Bases 150 to 962 code for a protein of 270 amino acids.